This is a messenger RNA of Sycon ciliatum, 4103 nucleotides long. RefSeq names its product pre-mRNA-processing factor 6-like. Gene Ontology annotation, molecular function: protein binding. The record is from RefSeq and is a predicted model, not a curated record. The transcript is spliced from 23 exons. Lineage: Eukaryota; Metazoa; Porifera; Calcarea; Leucosolenida; Sycettidae. Bases 231 to 3083 code for a protein of 950 amino acids. Gene Ontology annotation, cellular component: catalytic step 2 spliceosome; U4/U6 x U5 tri-snRNP complex. Gene Ontology annotation, biological process: spliceosomal tri-snRNP complex assembly; mRNA splicing, via spliceosome.
UUCUGACUUCUUGCAUUGUCGUAAAAAUAGAUCAUCAAGAAAUUUCAAUGUCCUCUUUGUCAUUGCCCAAAAGUACUCUCAGGUGUACGUGUACUCGUUGGUUGUAGAAGUGUGUGGGAGCGGGUAUUCCUUCCACUGUGAACCAACAGGUGAUCAGCAAGUUGUCGUCCCGCUAGAUCAGGCCUUUCAUUUUUUUCUCUUUGAAGGAGUAGGCAGAUGCUGACGAUAAUAUGAAUAUAGGAAAGAAAAAGAAGGCGUUCAUUGGGGCCUCGGCUCCGCUAGGAUAUGUUCCCGGUCUUGGAAGAGGAGCUCAUGGCUUCACGACGCGUUCCGACAUCGGACCGGCUCGCCAGGCGUCGGACGUGACGGACGAGAGACACGCGCGGCCCGGCCGCCGUACGUUCGGACAGCAGGCGGCGGCAGAGGCAGCCAAACAGGGCCGUGGCGGCACCGGCGAUGAGCCCGAAGAGGAGGACUUGAACGAUACGAACUACGACGAGUUCAACGGUUACGGAGGCUCGCUGUUCUCCAGCGGACCGUACGACCAAGAAGAUGAAGAAGCUGACAAGGUGUACGAUGAGAUUGAUGUUCAUAUGGACCAGCGGCGAAAGACCAGAAGAGAGGACCGCAUCCGAGAAGAGAUGGAGAAGUUCCGUCAGGAGCGGCCCAAGAUCUCGCAGCAGUUCAGCGACUUGAAGCGCGGCCUCGGCGAAGUGUCCAAGGAGCAGUGGGAGAGUCUGCCCGAGACCGGCAGCAUUCGGCAGAAGCGCACCAAGACGACCAGCACGCGCCCGGACCGCUACACGCCCAUCCCGGACAGCGUGAUUGAGCGCAGUGCCAGCAUCGGCGGUGUCACGGCAUCGCUAGAUGCUAAACAACAGAAAUUCGGCGGCUUCACCACACCGUUCCCGGGCACCAUGUCGGUGCUGAACAGUGGGUUCACGACGCCAGGCGGCUCUCGAUCAACUAUUGAUCUCCAGCAGAUGGGUGACGCCCGUAACAGUAUGUUGGGGGUGAAACUCGAUCAGGUUUCUGAUUCGGUCAGCGGCCAGACGGUGGUUGAUCCCAAGGGUUACCUGACAGAUCUUAACAGCAUGGUACCCAACUCUGGUGCCGACAUUGAAGACGUAAAGAAAGCUCGCCUGCUCCUCAAGUCUGUCACCUCCUCCAACCCGAAGCAUGGUCCAGGCUGGAUUGCUGCUGCUCGUCUUGAGGAAGUCACCGGUGCCAUGCAGAGCGCCAGGACUAUGAUCCUGCACGGCACGGAGUCCUGUACCAAGGUCGAGGAUGUCUGGAUGGAGGCAAUUCGCUUGAUGCAACCCGACCAGAAGAAGUCCGUGGCGGCCAAUGGGCUGAGACACCUGCCGAACUCCGUCAAGCUCUGGGUGAAGGCCACCGAGCUGGAAGACGAGAAACCGGCCAAGCGGCGUGUGCUGAAGAAAGCUCUGGAGCAGAUUCCCAACUCCGUUCGUCUGUGGAAGUCGCUGGUGGAGCUGCACGACCCCGAGGAGGCUCGCUUGCUUCUUGGCCGCGCUACUGAGUGUUGUCCUACUAGUACAGAGCUGUGGCUGGCACUGGCGCGACUCGAGACCUACGACAAUGCAAGGAAGGUGCUGAACAAAGCACGUGAGAAUAUCCCGACCGACCGGCAGAUCUGGGUUACUGCUGCUCAGCUUGAGGAAGCCAAUGACAACAUACCCAUGGUACUGAAGAUUGUAGAGCGUGCCGUGACGUCACUCACCAAUAACAUGGUGGAAAUCAACCGAGACCAUUGGAUCGAGGAUGCCGAGAAGUGCGAGAAGGCCAGCAGCAUUGGUACCGCCCAGGCCAUUAUCCAAACCAUUAUUGGCCACAAUGUUGAAGAGGAGGAUCGCAAGCAUACGUGGAUGGAGGAUGCCGAGAGUUGUGUAGCACAUGGCGCAUACGACUGUGCCCGCGCCGUGUUUGCACACGCACUCGGCGUCUACCCCAGCAAGAAGAGCAUCUGGUUGAGAGCGGCGCACUUUGAGAAGAGCCACGGAAGCAGGGAGAGCCUGGAGACGCUGUUGCAGAAGGCUGUGACGUACUGUCCGAAAGUGGAGGUACUCUGGCUCAUGGGCGCCAAGUCAAAAUGGCUGGCGGGCGACGUGCCCGCCGCUCGGUCAAUCCUGGCGCUGGCCUUUCAAGCCAACCCGAACAGCGAGGACAUCUGGCUGGCCGCCGUCAAGCUGGAGUCUGAGAACAACGAGGACGAGCGUGCCAGGCGCUUGCUGCAGAAGGCCCGUGAGCAGGCCGGCACAGCGCGUGUGUGGAUGAAGUCCGUCAAGCUCGAGUGGGUGCUAGGAAACAUCAGUGGUGCUGUGCAAAUGGUUGAGAAGGCUCUCACACUCUAUCCGGAUGCGCCAAAGCUUUGGAUGAUGCAAGCACAAUUAGCGCUGACGCUUGGUGGUGUCGAGAAGGCACGGGAGUAUUACAGUCUUGCAGUGAAGAAAUGCUACAAUUCGGUACCUCUGUGGCUGCAGCUGUCCGCUCUCGAAGAACAGUGUGGAAACUUGACCAAGGCUAGAUCUGUACUGGAGAGAGGUCUGUUGCGUAAUCCGCGUACUCCAGAGCUUUGGCUGCAGUCAGUCCGCAUCGAAGAGCGUUCCGGCAAUAGCAGCGUUGCCAAGACAAACAUGGCCAAGGCCCUGCAGGACUGCCCCAGCGCUGGCACACUCUGGGCGCACGCAAUCUUCAUGGAGUCGCGCAAGCAGCGCAAGACGAAGAGCGUGGACGCCCUGAAGGCUUGCGAACACGAUUCUCACGUACUCCUCACCGUUGCAAAAAUGAUGUGGGCAGAGCGUAUUACAAGCAAAGCAAGAGACUGGUUUGGCAGGACGGUGAAGAUCGACCCGGAUCUAGGCGAUGCCUGGGCGUAUUACUACAAGUUCGAACUGAAACAUGGCACAGAGGAGCAACAACAAGCAGUGCUGAAGAAAGCAGUUAUCGCCGAGCCGCAUCAUGGUGAGGAGUGGUGCAAAGUAUCCAAGACAAUCGCCAACUGGCGUAAGAAGACCGAGGAGAUCCUGCGGCAGCUGGCCGCCUCGCUACCAGAGCCCUUGUAAAGCUGGGCGAGUACACGCUCGUGAUUGGUGUGGGUCGUACUGAACAAUGUCAAGUCACGUAGAGGGGGGUAUCUCACCGUGGUGGGCUGGCUCAGCCUGGUCUACCCUACCCACACGUGCUGCAUGCACUGGUUGUCGCUUACCGCCCGACAGAGAUGAUGACGAGGCUGCCGAAGCUGGCCCCGUGUUGCUCUCUAGCAUCCCACACUGGUACCGCUGCGCAUACACACAGAGAGAAGGCUGGCAUUGUGUUUGAUCUCCUGCUGCUUGAACGUGGUGUGCGAGUAACACAGCUGUCAUGUGAAAGGAGAGCUGUAAACGCUGUAUGCAGCAUGCCGUGCUUGCAAGCAAGCCUGUGAUCCCACGGCAUCUCCUGCACCAGAAUUUGCUGCAGGCUUUUUUUAAGCUUUUGACUUGUCAAGAUCGUAGUUAGUCUUGACUUGUGUUAUCGUGUAUCCAGUGACAGUGGUUGUGCUUUGUCGUGAUUCAAACUUCAAUGAUUACAGCACGUUGGACGUGCUUCUCGUGUGGGCUACAUGCAUUCCCGGCAAUGUUCCGGAGCAGCUGCAGAGAAGUCCCUGGUUGCUAGCUGAUGGCGGGUUACAUGCCUGUUUGUACAUAGUUGUUUAUUUUAUUUUGUAAAUUUGAUGUUCCGUUGCAUGAGUGAUUCUGAAUUCUGUACAGUUGUUUUGACCCCAAACUGAGCAAAAACGGCCAUCGGUGGGUGCAUUUUGCCAGGUUUUUGAAGAGUGCCCGGUUUUCCUGGCGUGUGCUUUCUGCUGUGCCGUUGCCGUUUGCUCUCUCUUUUCCCACCUUCUUCGCCGUGUAAAUAGCCGCUGAUUUUUCCUGCUGUGCUUGUAUCAUGAAUGGUAUGCGGUAUGCCUUGUAUGUCGAGGGUUCUUUUCUUUUCUGGUGUUAGAAUAAUAAUUUAUUAUUCUUUCCAAACAUAGUCAUCCUACUGCGCUUGUUACAUCUUUGCCAUGCAUUUAAUUCCGGAUGGGGUGGCCAUUCUCAGCUGGG